This is a messenger RNA of Octodon degus (degu), 1987 nucleotides long. It is a transcript of the gene Apoa4, whose product is annotated as apolipoprotein A4. Gene Ontology annotation, molecular function: phospholipid binding; cholesterol binding; phosphatidylcholine-sterol O-acyltransferase activator activity. Bases 451 to 1824 code for a protein of 457 amino acids. Gene Ontology annotation, biological process: high-density lipoprotein particle assembly; triglyceride homeostasis; positive regulation of lipid biosynthetic process. The record is from RefSeq and is a predicted model, not a curated record. The transcript has 4 exons. NCBI's taxonomy places the organism in Eukaryota, Metazoa, Chordata, Mammalia, Rodentia, Octodontidae. Gene Ontology annotation, cellular component: blood microparticle; extracellular region; high-density lipoprotein particle.
GCUUCUAAUGCUGUGCUAUUACAUUCUCACAGCUACCUGACCUUGGAGGAGGUGGGAGCACGAUUAUAAUUGCCCAAUUGGUUUCUUUUGGAAGUCCUUAGACUGGCCUUUUAGUCACUGUGUAGCCCAGCUGACCUCAAACUCGCUAUGAUCCUCCUGCCUCAGCCUCCCAAGUGCUGGGAUGACAGGCAUGCAGCAUCACACCUGAUGUCAGGGGCAUUACUGUGCCCAUUUGGCAGAUCAGAAACAAGCUGGUAUGGAGCGGUGGAGCCAUGACCAGAGCCUAGCUGAGUCUUGCUCCUUCCGUCCCGCCUCCUUCUGCCGGGUGUGCUUAUGAGAGCUUGUGUUCUGGGGAAUGUGAGUCAGCUGCUCAGUUUUGGUGAAUGAACACAAUCUCAACUCUGAUGAGGACAUGGCAGUGCCAGCCUGGCAUGGGGACACACUCAAGUCAUGCUCCGUAGCUCUAUGCAGUUUAUAACAGUUUCUCAUCCAAGCUGUGAUUCCGUGGGACCUUUCACACAGGCCUGUCAAGGAAAGCAGGGUGCCCAGGAAGAGGUCAGCGCUGACCAGGUGGCUACUGUGAUAUGGGACUACUUCAGCCAGCUGAGCAACAAUGCCAAGGAGGCUGUGGAACAUCUGCAGAAGUCAGAAAUCAGCCAGCAGCUCAACACCCUCUUCCAGGACAAAGUGGGGGAUGUAAACACCUAUGCCAUUGACCUGCAGAAGAAGCUAGUGCCCUUUGCCACCAAGCUGCAUGAGCGCCUGACCAAGGACUCAGCAAAAGUCAAGGAGCAGAUUCAAAAGGAGGUGGAGGACCUGCGUGCCUACCUGCUGCCCCAUGCCCGGGAGGUGAGUCAGAAGAUCGGGGACAACAUGCAAGAGCUGCAGCAGCGCCUGCAGCCCUACACCAAGGAGCUGCACACCCAGGUCAACAAGCAGGCCGAGCAACUGCGGAACCAGCUGACUCCCUAUGUGCAGCACAUGGAGUCUGUCCUGCAGGAGAACAUAGGAAACCUGCAGGUCUCCCUUCUACCCUACGCCGAGGAGUUCAAGACCAAGUUCGACAAGAACGUGGAGGAGCUCAAGGGGCGCCUCAUGUCCCACACGGAGGGCCUCAAGGAGAAGAUUGACGAAAACAUCGAGGAGCUGCGUCACAGCCUGGCCCCCUAUGCGCAGGACGUCCAGGGGAAGCUCAACCACCAGCUCGAGGGCCUGGCCUUUCAGAUGAAGAAGAAUGUGGAACAGCUUCAGGCCAAGAUCACCGCCAAUGCCAACCAGCUGCAGCAGAGGCUGAUGCCCGUGGUGGAGGAUGUCCGAAGCAAGCUGAAAAGCAACACAGAGGGGCUGCAGAAGUCGCUGGCACAGCUGAGCAGCCACCUGGACCAGCAGGUGGAGGAGUUCCAGACCAGCGUGAAGCCCUAUGGGGAGACCAUGAACACAGCCUUGGUGCAGCACAUGGAGCAGCUCAGGCAGCAGCUGGGCCCUUACGCGAGGGACGUGGAGGGCCACCUGCGCUUCCUGGAGAAGGACCUGCGGGACCAGGUCAGCUCCUUCUUCAGCACCCUGGAGAAGGAGAACCAGAACAAGCCCCUGACCCUUGUUCACCCAGAGCAGGGUGCUCCCGAAGCAGGGUUGGAGCAGCCACAGGAGCAGCCGCAGGAGCAACCACAGGAGCUGCCGCAGGAGCAGCCACAGGAGCAGCCGCAGGAGCAGCCACAGGAGCUGCCGCAGGAGCAGCCACAGGAGCUGCCGCAGGAGCAGCCGCAGGAGCAGCCGCAGGAGCAGCCGCAGGAGCAGCCAGAGCCCGCCCCUUUGGAGAGCUGAGCUGCCCCUGGUGUCCUCGCUCCAUUACCAUGGACACCUGCCCUGCCCUGCCCCCUGUCUGCCCAUCAGUCCCUAAGCGUAUCCUCUAUGAGUCUGAGGAGGACACAUGCCCGGUGGGCAGUAACACCCCUUCUCUAUACUCAAUACAGUUGCUGAGAAAUUA